AUGGCACUCCACGCCCCACGGCUGGCGCGGCACUUAUACCGCUCGUCGACAUCAAGGACAAUCGCAAAGUCUACCCGAUAUGGCCUGAUCAACCCAUCCCAACGCGAUGCGUGCACCCUCUGCCAAUAUCACACCCAGACUAGCCGAAGCCAAACUUUCGGCCCAGGAACGAAAUCCAUCUACACGCUCUCAAACACACCAACCCGGCGAGCAGCCUCGACAGCAACAUCGACAACACAAACACCCACCGAAACAAAUGAACCUCCCAUCACCGGAGCCCCAGAUAUCACAAACCACUACACGAUCUUCCCAAAGACCCUCCCCGCCGGUCCACCCCCAGGGUCCCCCUUCGAAAUCUCCAUUAGCGACCUACGCCGCGAGUUCCUCCAGCUCCAGGGCACAAUCCACCCAGACAAAUACCCCUCCGGCACUGCAAAACAACACGCCGAGGCUCUAUCAGCCCGAAUCAACGACGCAUACCGCACACUCUCCGACCCGCUCCAGCGUGCGCAAUAUCUCCUCCGCGAAUGGCACGGGAUCGACGUCACGGCGGAAGAUGCCUCGACCAAGCACGCGCUGGAUCCGGCGACGCUGAUGGAGGUUAUGGAGGUGCAGGAGACGAUUGAGGAGGUGGGCGCUUCGCCGGAGGCGGAGGCGGAGAUUGAAGCUUUAAAAGAGGAGAAUGGGAUGCGGAUUGCUGGGUGUGUGGGAACUUUGGCGGGGGCGUUUGAUCGGGGGGAUAUUGAGGGGGCGAGAGUGGAAUGUGUUAAGUUGAGGUUUUGGUAUAGUGUGGCUGAAGGGUUGAGGGAGUGGGAGCCUGGGAGAACGGAGAUUCGGUUGGUGCAUGGAUCUUGA
Penicillium daleae is the source of this 855-nucleotide messenger RNA. RefSeq names its product J-type chaperone JAC1. Gene Ontology annotation, biological process: protein complex oligomerization; [2Fe-2S] cluster assembly. The coding region runs from base 1 to 855 and encodes 284 amino acids. Gene Ontology annotation, molecular function: ATPase activator activity; protein-folding chaperone binding. Gene Ontology annotation, cellular component: mitochondrion. The transcript has a single exon. Lineage: Eukaryota; Fungi; Ascomycota; Eurotiomycetes; Eurotiales; Aspergillaceae. The record is from RefSeq and is a predicted model, not a curated record.